UCGCAGCUUAUACACGCGACAGUUGCAAUUACAAAAAAUGACACCCUUAACAGUUUUGGCGCUUUUCCUCUGCGUAGCCGUAUUAGUGGAAUGCCAGGUCACCGUGCCACCGGGACCGGACGGCGGUCUGCAGGCCGCUAAGGCCAUCGAAGCGGCCGGCAUGGCGAUGCAGGCCAACCCCGGCGACAUGAACCAGGUGCAUAAAUCCAUAGGCGACAUCAUGGACAACAUACAGGCCGUCAUUCUGGUCAACUCCCCGUCGCGAUCAGGUGGUUACUACGGCGCACCCGGUCCCGUCAAUCUGCACACCGAUGAAGAUCUGGGCGCGGCCAUGUUCCAGGGUGUCGGCAAUGGCAUUAAGAAUGCCGGCACUCCCGGUGGCCGCUAAUUAAGCGUUCG
Molecule: messenger RNA, 399 nt
Organism: Paramacrobiotus metropolitanus
Lineage: Eukaryota; Metazoa; Tardigrada; Eutardigrada; Parachela; Macrobiotidae
Exons: 2
Coding region: 38-388 (116 amino acids)
Source: RefSeq, a predicted model, not a curated record